CGCGGGAGGCCGCUGUACUCCGCUCUCACAGCUCUAGUCCGCUCUCGGCGCAGUCAACUUUAAUAUGUUACUCGUUAAUGAAUUAUUAGUGCAAAGAUAGUGAUGAUGGAUGUAUAGUUUAUUUCGUUUCGACGUGUUGAACUUCUGCAGUUGUGAUUAUGAGAUGUGAUUAAUUAGUUUUUCUGAUGGUGUUGGGUGAUGCGUGGUCGCGGCGGUCGCUGCAGACGGCAGUGCUGUGUCUGCUGGUGGGGAGCCUAGCGCCGGAGCGGCUGGAACCGUGCGCCAGCAGCCCGCUGUGCUCCUGCCGCACCGCGCACAUGUCCUGCACCGCGGUGCCGCUGCAUAGGUUCCCAGAAUGGCCGCGCAUGGAGCUGCAGCACUUGGACAUAAGCAUGUCGAACCUGGAGGUUGUGUCGGAGAGCGCGCUGGACGGCCUCAGCCUGCAGACGCUGGUGCUGGUCGCCAACCGCCUGCAUUACAUCGAGAUGCAUGCGUUCAGUUCCAUGUCCAACACCCUGGCGUCCCUGGAUCUCGGCUACAAUGAGUUCACCGCAAUACCUGAGCAGGGGCUGAGGGAUCUCAAAGUGCUCAACUGGCUUAAUUUACAGAACAAUUACAUAUCAGAGAUAUACCCUGAAACACGCUGGCACCAUAUGGAGGACACGCUAACCAGUUUAACUCUGAGCAACAAUCAAAUAAAUCAACUGAGAUCGAACGCUCUGACGUCACUUAGCCAUCUGCUGCAAUUGGAUUUGGAAGGAAACAGCAUCCGAAGCAUAAGCGUGGACUCCCUACCACCCUCCCUCACCGUACUCAAGUUAUCCAAUAAUUUCCUACACAAACUCUCCUGUGAUCUAAUAUUUAACCUUCCUAGGCUACAAGUUUUACAUAUACGUCAUAAUCUAAUCACGUUCGAGUCGAACGCGACCGACUCGACCGACAAGAGCAAAAAGUUAGAGAAACUAGAUUUAAGUAACAAUAAAAUAAACGACACCUCAGACAUACUCAUAUUCCGCGAGGUCCAAAUUAGACAAAUUAUACUAGACCUAAAUGAUCUCACAGUCGUCCCUAGGUUAUUGUACACUAACAAUAGAGUAGAGAGGCUAUCUAUUUCCUAUAAUAAACUCAGCUCAAUUUACAAAGAAGUGUUUAUCACACUAAAGAAUUCGCUGGAGCAUCUCGAAAUCGAACACAACAAGUUAUCUCACUUGCCCGACAGUUUAGCGCAGGUCAAUCGCCUGCGACAUUUGUCUCUGGCUCACAACUUGCUGGAGGAGGCGCCCGCCCUCCCGAGCCGUAUUCAAACCCUCUCGCUCGCCGGCAACUUUUUAACUUCGGUGCCCUCCGCACUCCAGGCGCUCGAGCCCGGUUCGAUUCGUUAUCUUGACUUAAGUUACAACAGAAUAUCCAUUUUGCUUCCAAAUGAAUUCCGAGACUGGUCCACUUCUCUCGGCACUAUCAAUUUAAAAGGCAACAGGAUUUCUCAGAUUUAUAAGAACGUUUUCCCAGUCACUAUGCCCGUAAAGGAGAUUAAUUUGAGUUUCAACGAUUUGUACUACGUUCAUCCUCAAUCUUUUUCCAAUUUGACGGGGUCGUUGCACGUAUUGGAAUUGUCUUCGACGCUUUUUAGUGGCUACUUCCCCUUCGAAAUAGACGAUAGCUUGGAGAAUCUGAGUUGGUUGUCGUUCGAUAACAACGAUUUCCAUAUAUUGCGGUUGUCCGAGAUUCUAUCGUUUCCUAAUUUAAAAUAUUUGAAUUUAGACUACAAUCGUAUAGUCGAUAUCGUGAUCGACGACGACGGCAACAAUGCGUCUUUAUCUCUCAGUAAUUUUAGAAUGUCGUAUAAUUUUCUAAGUUUUCUUCCGACUAGAACGUUCGCGUAUAUGCCAGAGUUGAGAAACUUAGAUUUAUCUUAUAACCGUAUCGGUAACUUGACUAAGAAUAGCUUCGCCAACUUAUCCAAUUUGAGAUAUUUAUCUUUAGCGGGUAAUAUAAUUGACUCUAUAGAAAGGGAGGCAUUUUCGAACCUACCGAAACUAGAGAUAUUAGAACUCCAAAGUAACAACUUGACUAGUUUAUCUCUCGAUUCUUUUUAUAAUAUUUCUAAUCAAUUUAUUAUUUUCACCCUAAAUAUAAGUAGAAAUAACAUUAGAACCAUCGAGGGCGAGGUGAGAUUUUCUAUCAACAUAUUCGACGGUUCGAAAAACGAUUUCCAUGAAGUGCCAAGCGUUUUAUUCGUCGGAAUCAAAUCCUGGAUAAGACAGAUUAUCUUGUCUCAUAAUAAAAUAAGUCACAUUUCCAACGAAGCGUUCGGUCAAUCAGUUUAUUUAGAAAUAUUGGAUUUACACAAGAACAAAAUUAAUAUCAUAAAACGAAAAUCUUUUACCGAUCUCGUCGCUCUCCAAAUCCUCGACUUGUCUUUUAACUCGAUAUACCAGCUCUCGGUGGAGCAAUUCUCGAAUUUGCGCAAACUGAGAUACUUAAAAAUAGACCAUAAUAAUCUAAAGCUUCUGCCCCGGGACGUAUUUAAGAACACGGUCAUCGAGCACUUGGAUUUGAGCUUCAACGAAAUAUCAUUAUUUCCCGUGACUGCGCUCUCGCAAAUCGGCUUUACCCUGCGCCAUCUCGACGUCUCUCACAAUCGCAUAGAGUACCUCGACAGUAGUAUAUUCCGGAACACGCAGUUCCUCUCCAGUGUUAACGUCGGCAAUAAUUUAUUGACCGUCCUCUCCGAUAACACGUUCUCGAGUCUCGGCGGUCUGCGGCGACUCGAUCUCAGCUUCAACUCCAUAAAGGCGAACUUCAAGGAGCUCUUCCACAACCUCCCCAACUUGAGGCAUCUGAAUCUCGCGAAUAUAGGUUUAAAGUCGGUGCCUUAUCUGCCUUUGACGAACUUGACGAGCCUCAAUCUGACUCAGAACUACAUUAGCAGCUUCAAGGAGACCGACGUCAGACGACUGAGUAACCUUCGCCACUUAGACCUAAGCCACAAUCGACUUACCUCCAUAGUGCCAAAGAUGUGGAUACACCUGCAGAACUUGAACAGUCUGGACGUAUCCUACAAUCCUAUAAUAAGACUAACGCCCAGCAGCUUCAAAUGGUUGAGCAACUUAUCGCAUAUGAACCUGAACGGUCUAAGAUAUUUAGAUAUCGUAGACCAGGAUACUUUCCGUCCCCUGCUCUCCCUUCGCUCCCUUCACUUGCAAACGUGGUCCACGAUAAAUCAUUCAACCUUUCGUUUAGCAAACAUUACGUGCUCCCUGCCAUCGCUUCAUAAAUUAUUGAUUCACUGGACGGACGAGGCUCUGGACGACCAGCUCCAUGGGAUCGACGCGACGAAGAUAAGAUACGUGGAGAUAAAGGGGGCUAAUUUGAAGAGAAUAGCGGAAGACGCGUUUGAGCCAUUCGCUUCGAAUCAGGAGAUAUUCAUUAGAAUCAGCGAGACGUCGAUAAGCCGGCUGCCGACGACGUUCAUGAAGCAUCUCUCGCGGGUCCCACAGCUGGGCGUGGACCUCAGCUACAAUCAAAUCACGCGCCUCGACCCCGCCAUCUUUUACCCCAACUUCACGAGUUGGAGUCACGUCGCGACCAAGUUACUUUCAGGUGGCUUGAUCCUGACGGGGAAUCCUUUGAGAUGCGAGUGCGAGCUCGCCUGGCUGGGGGCGUGGCUUCGACGGUGGCUGCAAGAGAACGAGGCGGGCGGGGAGCUGCGCCGAGCUGUCAGGGCUGCCACCUGCAAGGACCAGCUCGGCCGCCGGAUCCCGCUGUUGCAGCUUCGAGCUGAUGAGGCGGAAUGCCACGCCAGCGCCCUCUCCAGCGACGCUCAGCCGAAAUACACGAGCUACAUCUACAUACUGACUCUCACCACCUACACCCUCCUAAUUAGAUGAUAAAAAUGUGUAGUAGUACCUGGGGAUUUUACGCUCGUUCGGAUCUCGAAUCACUUUUUAGUUUUAGGUUUUAGUGGAGACGACGACGCGAUCUAUCGAAAAAAUUAGUUCUUGGUGGACCUACAUUAUUUGGCAGACUUAUAUCAAUAUUUAACAUAAUCUAUCGGCCGUGACGUAGCUCGACAAAAUUACGUAUGUUGCGCCUAUGCACCAAUUUCUUCGAUAGGUGAUCCCUGUAGUUUAGUCAGUUGCAAUAACGCAAGUUGUGAGCAUCUCUUAACGCGAUGGACCUGUAUAGAAACUUAAUAAGUAUACUUUUUCCAUUACCUUUUUAUAUUUUCGAUAAAAUCAAGCGUAGGAUGAAACAGUCCGAUGGAAUUACUCGCGCCGGCAAACUGCGAAGCUGAUUGGAUGUCCUGGACUGAGUUUUAAUACGCUUUUUAUAUUUACAAACAGCUGUGUCCAUAAAAUUGCAUUAUAAUUUGUAGGAUAAAAACUUCAAUAGCAUUUACUCGAUUCGCUGUAAUGAAAAUUUCAGAAAAAAAACUAUAACGAACAUCGAUGUAUUUUUAACUUGAAAAAUGUAUAUUGUUG
This is a messenger RNA of Aricia agestis (brown argus), 4484 nucleotides long. Its product is annotated as chaoptin-like. Gene Ontology annotation, molecular function: protein binding. NCBI's taxonomy places the organism in Eukaryota, Metazoa, Arthropoda, Insecta, Lepidoptera, Lycaenidae. The transcript has 6 exons. The coding region runs from base 186 to 3890 and encodes 1234 amino acids. The record is from RefSeq and is a predicted model, not a curated record.